This is a messenger RNA of Aureobasidium vineae, 789 nucleotides long. NCBI's taxonomy places the organism in Eukaryota, Fungi, Ascomycota, Dothideomycetes, Dothideales, Saccotheciaceae. The record is from the annotation of a GenBank genome assembly.
CUCCCGAAACCUGUAUCGCGGUUUCUGGGUUAUCGGUCGGAGGAGUACAAAGAACCCCCACGCUUGGUUGUCGUUUUCUGGUCUUUUCUGGGAUCUCUGCUCGGCCUUCUGAUCAUAGGCGCUCUCUACAAAUACGCUCCCGGAAUUCGAAAAUGGCACCCUCCGAUUAUGAUCGCGAGUUUGCCGAGGAACGCAAUAUUGGGACAGACCUUCUCGGCCUUGACAGGAGUCAUCAUCCAUAAACUGUUCCACCUGAACCCAGAUUGGGAGAACCUCCAGUGGGUUGCAGGUGCAGUCGCUUGUGCCAUGUCCUCUGCCAUCAUGGCCACGACAAACACCGUGCAUCCUCCAGGAGGCGCCACUGCAGUCUUGGCUACAACCAACGCUGAGAUCAUCGCUAUGGGCUGGAUUUACAUCCCUUUCGUUCUCAUGAGCUCAGUCAUCAUGUUGACCCUCGCCUGCAUACUCAACAACAUUCAACGAGCAUACCCAGUGUACUGGUGGACACCGGCCGAUCUAAGGAGAGAACAGAAGGUUGAAGACCUUGAGAAGGUAUCGUCCAACAACAGCGAGAAGACGCUCGCCGAUGAGGUUCUCUCAGGCCAGUCAGAGUCCAGGUCUUCGAACGUAGACCCGGAUUCUGUUGUUAUAUCACCACAUCAUCUCUAUAUACCUGACAGUUUUGACUUGGAUGGGGACGAGCUGGCUGUACUAUCACGACUACAAGCCCGUCUCCGAUGGGACGUCGCUAUGGAUGAAAGACCUCGAGCAAACUCAAAUGGCAACAGC